Molecule: messenger RNA, 1664 nt
Organism: Nanorana parkeri
Lineage: Eukaryota; Metazoa; Chordata; Amphibia; Anura; Dicroglossidae
Product: coagulation factor VII-like
Exons: 8
Coding region: 1-1635 (544 amino acids)
Biological process (GO): proteolysis; blood coagulation
Cellular component (GO): extracellular region
Molecular function (GO): serine-type endopeptidase activity; calcium ion binding
Source: RefSeq, a predicted model, not a curated record
AUGACGGGGAACACUGAUGGGCAUUAUGUGGGCUUGGAAUACAUAAUGUCCAUCAGCGUCCCCUGUCAUUGCAGAAGGAGAGUGUUCAUAGAGAAGGAGAAGGCACAUCAUGUGCUGAGGAAACGUGCUAAUAAAUUCUUAGAGGAAAUUCUUCCAGGAAACCUGGAGCGCGAAUGUUAUGAAGAAACAUGUUCAAGGGAGGAAGCUCGAGAAGUUUUUAAAUCACAGGAGAAAACGGCAGAGUUUUGGUAUCACUAUAAAGAUCUUAGCCCAUGCAAAGAAAACCCAUGUCAAAAUGGAGCAAUCUGCCAACAGUAUCAUUACACAUACACUUGCUUGUGCCCCCCUCUUUAUGCUGGGAUACACUGUGAAAAUGUGCGGCAGGAGUGCUGGUAUAGGAAUGGAGGAUGCUGGCAGUACUGCACAGACACACCCCGGGCACUCAGCGUGACCUGCUCCUGUGCAAAUGGCUACACCCUAGAAGAGAAUGGCCAGAAAUGUGCUCCAGCUGUGAAGUUUCCUUGUGGACUGGCAGUUGGCUCAUCACGCUCUCUUCUGGAUCUGGGGGAGGAAUCGGAUGAACUCUCCAACACUAACUACAACAUAACUACUCAUUCACUACCCAGUACCAGACCUACCAUGUCCACACCAAGAAGUUCAAAUGAAUCACUAGCACUGUCCCAUAGUAAUGAGACCGCAUGGGCUCAAACAAUGGAAAACAUUUCAGCAACGAUGCCAACCCAGCACUCAAGAGAAAUAGGAAAUGGCACCAAGUCGUAUAAAAGUAUCGAUGAUUAUGGUCCCAUCAAUGAUUCAGCAACUAACAUGAAUCAUACAAACGGAACAGACAAUGGACAUGGUUAUACUGAAAGCCGGGAAGAUGAACAUGCCCGGAUUGUUGGAGGCAUGCUCUGUGAGUUGGGGCAAUGCCCAUGGCAGGUCUUAAUCCGCACAAGGCGAGGAGUAGAUUUCUGCGGCGGCAGUCUUAUUAGCGAACGCUGGGUAUUGUCAGCCGCUCACUGCUUCGAGGAUAUUGUUCCUCAUCAUAUUACCAUUGGGGAUUAUGACAAAAAUCUGCGGGAUCGGGAUGAACAGAAGAUUACUGUGUUACAAGUUUUCUCUCAUCCAUAUUACUUAGGGGAACAUUAUGAUCAUGACAUUGCACUACUGUACUUACAAAGCCGAGCUGUCUUUAGUGAAUACUCAAGACCCAUCUGCUUGCCCAGUCCUAGCCUUGGGCGUCUACUAACCCAAGAAGGGGCAGUAGGGCAAGUAAGUGGCUGGGGAUCUACCCGAUACCUAGGACGUGCUAGUCGAUUCCUAUUAAAGGUCCAGCUACCUGUUGUCAGCCAAGAGACCUGUAUGGCAACCACUGAAAAAGUGUUAACAGGAAACAUGUUCUGUGCUGGGUACAACAUUGAAACCAAAGAUGCCUGUAAAGGGGACAGUGGAGGUCCAUUUGCUGUACUUUACCGCAAUACCUGGUACUUGGUGGGGGUGGUGAGCUGGGGAGAAGGAUGCGCAGCAGAAGGAAAAUAUGGUGUAUAUACAAGAGUGUCUAGUUAUAUUUCAUGGAUAAAGGACACUAUCUUUGAAACAGAAGGAUUUGAAGAGUCGCUUGUCCAGACAUUAUGACCUACUAACUUAAUCCAGAAAAAAAUUGG